Molecule: messenger RNA, 2672 nt
Organism: Theobroma umbraticum
Lineage: Eukaryota; Viridiplantae; Streptophyta; Magnoliopsida; Malvales; Malvaceae
Product: neurochondrin family protein
Source: RefSeq, a predicted model, not a curated record
CUCAAUGUGAAAUUUCAUAAAGUGCAACCGGGAAAAUUAGACGCCUCUGGACACACCUCUGAAUCCGUAACUAAGUCUGAAUCUCCGUUGUCAAUCGGUCAGCGUCCAUGGAACCAGAGUCGCAGCAGCCGGAGCAGUCAGUAUCUCUCCAGGAUUGCUUGAAGCUACUAAAGGGCGAGAGAGAUGAGCAACGACUCGCUGGCCUGCUUCUCGUGACCAAAUUCUGUAAAGGCGAGGACCUCGCUUCGCUUAGGACUAUCUACGACGCCGUUGGACCUCGCUUUUUGGACCGCCUCUUAAAGACCGGGUUGGGUAAAGGUGUGGUGAGUAGCGGCAGCGGUGAAAACCGGGAGGCGUACUUGCAGCUGUCAGUUACGGUUCUUUCUGCAUUCUGUCGGGUUACAGACAUUGCUUCUUCGGAAGAAAUGGUUUCGAAGAUUCCGGUGAUUGUUGAAGUAAUGUCAAAGGGAGCAGGCUCGAAUGUGCUGGAAGAAUGCUAUGAGUUUUUAUACUUGGUGUCAGCCGCUUCCGAGGAUGGAGUUACGGCACUGUAUGAGUCUGGAGGGAUGAAGUUACUCGCUUGUCAAAUGUCCACUCUGCCAGAUGGGUCUCAUUUGAUGGAACUUGCCAUGAAGCUUGUGCAAUUGAUGCUAAGGAAGCCGUCUCUAGGCAUCACUAAGAAUGACCAUCUCUCAGAGUUGUCAAUCAUUGUGGCCAUAAUAGCAAGACAAUUUGCUCUCCUACAAAAUGCCAUGAAGUUUGAAGCACUUCACUUAGUGUCUGCUAUCUUCUCUUCAGAAUAUACGACAUUACUUCAUGAUGCUUUCAAUGAAAUGCCAAAUGAGAACUGGUCAAACCAUAUACGUGAUGGUGUUGCAGCAAUUUUACAGAACCGUGUAGCACCUGCCGAAAAAUUUGAGGCCCUUAUUGUGGCUGAAGCCAUGGUAUCUAUAAUGGGUGAGGGUUGGCUCAUUGGCCAGAUAAACUUGCCUAAUGUACAUGACCCUAUUCCAGCGGACAGGUGUCUAUUGCUUGUCUUAGAGUCAUCAAGGGUUGAAGUUGCUGUUUUGCUGAAUGAGCUAGCCUAUGCAAAAUAUGAAGCUUCUGGGACUUCUUCUUCUUCAACAGCUGAAACUAUUAUUUUGAAGCAACAGAAAGUGACAAUAGUCUUUUCCUUGUUGGAGAAGAUAAUAAAAUUGAUAUCAAGCAUUGAUGAAAGUGAAGGGCACGUUAUUAAUGAAAGUACUUUCACAAAGGUGAUCAAGGGCCUUAAUGAGACUAUUGGUGUGGUUCUAGAGUAUCUACAAGAUGCAAAGGAACAUGGGCAAAAGAGAGGAAAUGAUCUUCUUGCUUCAGUACGUCUUGUGGGGAGCUAUCUUGCAGAAACACCCAUUGCAUGCGAAGAGAAAAUCAGGGAACUGUUAGGCUAUAUGCUUUCAGUUGAAGGUGAAGAUGAAUCAAGCCCUUUUUACUCUGUAUGCUUUCUGCUUCCAAUGUUGUGUCAAAUGACAAUGAAGAUUGAAGGAUGCAAACUUUUGGCUUCUUCUGGAGGGUAUAAAGCUGUUGUGGACUGCCUCGUAAAGUUAAUUGGGCAAAACAGACAUGGUGUAGAGGAUAAUGGUUGCAUUUUCUUGGCUUGUGAUACAGUCAUGAAUUUUCUUUUAAAGAGAGAGCAAUUUCAGUUUCCAGAGGAUGAAUCAACGUUUUAUAAUCUUUUGAAAGCAUUGGCAAUUUGGACAGAGGACACUAAUGACCUAUCUGUUGUUAUGAUGGCUUCAAGUAUUUGCACGCUGGUAUUUGAUUUUACAUCCGAAGAUGCUCUUUUGAAUUAUCCUGAUUUUAGUAGCAGCUGUCUUAAUAGUCUGUCACGGCUCAUUGCAAGAAGUUUGGAUUCAUGGGGGCAGGAUAUGUCUGAUGUUGCUAAAGGAGAGAUGGAUCUUUUAGAGAUUGUUACUGCAGGAUAUUCUCGAUGGGUGAAUCGAUUCCCUCGCAUAAGAAAUGCAGUUGAGAGAUAACUCAAAUGGAAAUCAAAGUUGACCUUGUUAGGACUUGCUUUCUUUGGAGGGAUCUUGACCCUGACUCCAUGCGCCUUUGAUGGCACAACAAAUGAGGGCCACACGAAAAGCACAGCAGAGGAAUGCAUAAUUCUAUCUUCUUUCCUCUCAAGACAGCAUUGGUUAUUGAAUGAUGAGUUCAUGAUCAACCCUCACGCCAAGCUUACCCUUCCUCUUUAGUUAGCUUCUCAGUGGUCAGUUACACACAUCUGCUUAAAAUUGACGGAAAAAUAUGAACGGGCAAAGAGAUAGGGGGGUUAUGAUCAUGGGCAUAGUCAACCCCUUUCCAUCUCUGGCCUAAUUUACUGUUUACAAUUUACUAGAAAUCAAUGUGUGAUAACAUACAUUGCCCGGAGUAGGUCGGACGAUGACGGGAAACAAAACAUAAAGUGUAAUUUAGCGUUGAGUUUAUAUUUGAUGGAUUGUCAAUGUAUAAACUUUUUUCAUUGCAUAUGUGCUCGGAUUAGGUCAUAUGACGAAAAAUAAAACACAGUGUUGGGUUUAUAUGUAACAGAUCAUCAGUGUAUAAAUUGUUAUGUAUUAGGUUUAUAUUUGAUAUACUGUCGAUGUAUAAAUUUUAUUCAUUAACAUUAAAUUCAAUAUCUGUCACUUUCUAAA